This is a messenger RNA of Pseudo-nitzschia multistriata, 1918 nucleotides long. NCBI's taxonomy places the organism in Eukaryota, Bacillariophyta, Bacillariophyceae, Bacillariales, Bacillariaceae. The record is from the annotation of a GenBank genome assembly.
AACUACGGCAAACAAUUCGUGGCCGUAAUGAAGGCGUGUUCCGUACGAGUACCUACCGGUAUGACAGGAUGCCAUCGGUGACAACGGUGACACACCGACAGAUGUCGUGAAGGAGAGCAUAGAGGGGUCACGAGAAGUCGUCGACCAAAUCUACAAGCGCGGAACACGAAAAUCUUAAGACGUAUAUGGCACAUAUGGAGAACGACGAGACAAACUACGUCGACGAAGACAGCGACGACGAAGCCCCAGAUCUAAUAGCUAUCGCUCCCGAUCGCGUUGAGAAACGUCCGGAUGGCGGCGGCGAUGGCGACGCGCCCGCAAGCAACAGCCCCGAUGGCAGCAACGAUGUGGAGACUCCUCCCCCGUGUCCGGUGACCAUCCUAAGCGGAUUCCUGGGCUCUGGAAAGACCACACUCAUCCAGUACAUUCUCAAAUCCCCCGACCACGGCAGGCGGAUCGCCGUCAUCGAGAACGAGUUCGGGGAGGGCCUCGCCAUAGAAUCCCUGAUCGCUCGGGACGGCAUCGAUCCGGGUUCGGGUUCGCUCCAGGACCUGAUAGAGCUUCCCAACGGCUGUGUCUGCUGUACGGUAAAGGAUUCGCUGGUGGAAACCCUCGAAAACCUGAUCGCCAAGCGUUCCGACCUGGACUACAUCCUAAUCGAGGCGAGCGGGAUGGCCGAUCCGGGUCCGAUUGCCUCGGUCUUUUGGCUGGACGACGCCCUGGAAUCGAGGCUCAAGUUGGACGGAAUUGUGACCCUGGUGGACGGCCGACACAUCCUCGAUCAGCUGGAGGCGACGGAGGAAGCGGCCCGGCAAAUCGCCUACGCUGAUCGAAUCCUCCUCAACAAGGUCGAUCUACUAGAGGGGAACGCUCCCGGAGAGUCAGUGACCGCCUCAUCGGUUCGCUCCAGAAGUGUCUCCGAGGUGGAGCAGAUCCUCCGAAAAAUCCACCCCACGGCACCAAUUUUGAGGACAUCUUUUUCCAAGGUCCCGAACCUCGACUGGAUACUGGAUGCUGAUUGUUUCAGUGGGUUCGAUCACCUGGAGGAAGUGGAGCACGGCUUGGCCCAUGCGAGCCGUUCCGCGGGCAAAACACACGGUAAUUCCGAAAGAGGUCACGGCCACGACGAUCACAAUCACCACCACGAGCACGGCGAUGGCCACGAUUGCUCUGAGUGUUGUGAGCACGACGGAACCGAUCACCACACCGAGCACCACCACCACCACCACCACCACCACGCAGACCACCACGAACACACGCACACAAACUCGAUCUCGACUGUUGCCUUUGAGCAACCUGGUACCGUCGACGUGGCACGGCUCAACGCCUGGCUGGCGGACAUAUUGUGGCCAAACCAGGACGAGACCGACAAGGUGCUGACGGCUAUGCUGCACCGGCAAGAGGAAGACGGUGGCAAACACGACGAGGGGAGGGGAGAUCCUCCGAUGGGCAACACUUGGAACGGCAGGCACGAAUCGGGGAGCAAAGAGGGCACGCAGCAGCAGAUUUUUCGCAUCAAGGGCAUCCUUUCGGUCGAGGCGAGCGAUGAUUAUUUCUGGGACGAAAGCGGGGCCGGUGACGUUUGUGAUUCAGAGGCCGGGGGCCGUGGCAGCAGCAGCAGCACUACCACCACCACUUUGGUUCUGGAUCCGAGGCGGUUCAUAGUUCAGGCUGUCCACGACCUAUGGGACAUCCAGCCCGUGACGAGUGCCGACCUCCACUGGAACACGGGGGAGGAGCGGGUCGGAAAGAUUGUCGUCAUCGGAAAAUCCCUAAGGGAGGCGGACCUCCGGGCCGGAUUCGAGGCCUGUUUUUUGCAGGAUGCAUAAACAAAUUAAUAGUCGACCGAUCCUGAAAAUUCGCUCCGGUUGCAACAACAAUGCUACCCGUUGCAUACCAAUAUAGAUACAAUAUAAAG